AUGUUUGAAGCUAAACCAUGUGAUACACCAUGCCUCCCUUACAACCGGUUACUCAAAGAGGAUGGGGAACCUUAUUCCAAUCCUAAGUUGUAUAGAAGUAUUGUCGGCGCUCUACAAUACUUAACUUUCACUAGGCCAGAUAUUGCGUUUUCUGUGCACCAAGUCUGUCAGUUUAUGCAAAAUCCAAUGGUGUCUCAUUUUACUGCAGUUAAACGUAUAUUACGAUAUCUAAAGGGCACAAUGCAGUUUGGUAUCUCAUAUACUAGAGGAGAUUUGCAGUUAAAGGCCUUUAGUGAUGCUGAUUGGGCAGGGGACCCUAAUGACAGAAGAUCUACUACUGGUUUGGUGGUAUUUUUGGGUAACAAUCCAAUUCGUGGUCCUCUAAGAAGCAACAAACUGUUUCCAGAUCAUCAACCGAAGCUGAAUAUCGAGCCUUAUCCUUUACCUCAGCUGAAUUGGAUUGGAUCAAACAAUUAUUAG
Prunus armeniaca (apricot) is the source of this 480-nucleotide messenger RNA. Lineage: Eukaryota; Viridiplantae; Streptophyta; Magnoliopsida; Rosales; Rosaceae. The record is from the annotation of a GenBank genome assembly.